Closterium sp. Naga37s-1 is the source of this 843-nucleotide messenger RNA. The record is from the annotation of a GenBank genome assembly. NCBI's taxonomy places the organism in Eukaryota, Viridiplantae, Streptophyta, Zygnematophyceae, Desmidiales, Closteriaceae.
AUGUCGCCGCGGCAUGGGGAGUCGUUGAAAUCGAGGGAUUCUUUCAGAUCGUUGGAGCCGCAGACGAUUCACGACAAGGCUGCAGCGUGUAUGGCGGGGGUCAAUGGCGGUCGUUCUGACGGCCCCACCGACGCUUUCCUCGGCAGCCUGCUGCUCGCGGAUCCGGUCUGGGAUGACGGCGGCACAGUGGGCGCGCGUGGAGAGGAGCCAGGCAGCAAGCGUCGGGCAGUGCAGAGCCGGGAAGCGGCAAUGGAGCACACAGCAGCAGAGCGAGUAGCAUGGCAGGUCCACCCCUCCACAACACUCAGCACUCAGCACCCUGCUGCUCCCACUGCAGCAGCUGCCUUCCCUCCUAUGCCCACCACUAGUGUUGCCGCUGCUGCGUCAGGAGCCGCUGCACCUGCAAUGCCGUCCGCAUCCCAGGUGUCCUGGCAGGCUCGGAUCCGGACGGCCUGUCACAAGAAAUGGAUCCGUUCCUCCUCGCCCUCGCUGCUGUUGUACUCGCUGCCCCACACAACUCCUUUGCCGCCCUGCACUCCACCUGCUGCGGUGCCCUCUAUUGCUGCAGGACCGCAUGGCAGGGCUGCGGGCGCGCGUGGCAGCAGCAGUGAGUGCGGAGGGCGGGCGGGGCAGCGAGUGGCGCACUGCUUCCUGGACGCGCUCACCACCCGCUUGCACGGCACGGGCGCCCUCCGCCUCUACAACACCGCCUUCUCCUCCCCGGGCAUGCAGCAGUCGCGCCAUGUGUAUUUCACCACCGCACCCUUUCUGGAUAGCGUCGCUGGCCCCGGACAUCUCCCCUCCGGAUUCCCGUUAUGUCCUGCCCUUUUCUCCCGCCAGUAG